GUGAUUGAUCUAAUUGUAGAAGGAAUAUCAUGCUAUUAUAAAAAUUGAUUAACAAAGGAGAAAUUAAUUAAUCAAUUGAUUGAUUUCAAGAUUUAAUAUUGAUUGUAAUUUUAUUAAUAAAAUAUUUCCAAUUAAUUGUUAUUUCCUUAUAUAUAUUAUAUAUCCAUCACUCUAUAAAUAACGUUGCUCAUAUGUAGGAAAAGUAUGGAAGAGAAAUAUAAGUGCAAAAACCACCGUUGAUUAGGGGGCCUUGAUUUAUCAUAAUGUCCUAACACUGUUUUGAAUCACAUAAUAUCAUGUCUUUCCUUUCUCCCUCAUUAUUUUUUAUUCAUGUUAUUGCUUUUGAUUAUCAUGAGAUUUCUACUAUUAGAUAUUUUCUCACUAUAUUAGAAACUUUUUUUUGGUAUUAGAGCAACUCGAUAUGGGAUUUCCCUUAGCUUUCCACAUCAAAGUUGAGUAAGGUUUAUUUUUUCCCCUUUUUUUCAUCCUUUUUUUCCACCGCUUUUAUUUCCCAGUCUUUUUUCUUUUCCUUUUUUUUUGUGAAAAAAAAAAGAGAGAUGAAUAAAAAAAAAGCAAAAAAAAAAUCUUCUGAAGAUGCCAGUUGGCCAUCUUUAAAAAAAAAUCAUAAAAAAAAAGAAAAAAGAAAAAAACUUCUACUUUCUUAUAAGGACAAAAGAAACCAAAGGAGACCAUUCGGCCAUGAGUUCUCUCUGCAAGCCCAAAAGCUUUGGAGAAUGAGUAACACUAGUUGGAGGUGACUUACAAGUAAGUUGGACACUCAAUUAAUAUCUCCGUGCUCCAAUUUGAGGACAGUAAAGAGGAUCAAAUCAUAAAAUGAUUGAUUCUAUUUAAAUCAUGUAAUGAUUGAUUCAAUUGUUAAAGGAAUGAAUAUCAUGCCAUUAUAAAAAUUGAUCAACCAAGGAGAGAUCAAUUAAUCAAUUGAUUGAUUUCAAAGAUUUGAUAUUGAAUGUAAUCUUAUUAAUAAAAGAUUUCUAAUUAA
This is a messenger RNA of Rubroshorea leprosula, 1000 nucleotides long. Lineage: Eukaryota; Viridiplantae; Streptophyta; Magnoliopsida; Malvales; Dipterocarpaceae. The record is from the annotation of a GenBank genome assembly.